This is a messenger RNA of Panicum hallii, 931 nucleotides long. Its product is annotated as metal tolerance protein 7-like. Bases 56 to 688 code for a protein of 210 amino acids. Gene Ontology annotation, biological process: transmembrane transport; monoatomic cation transport. The record is from RefSeq and is a predicted model, not a curated record. Gene Ontology annotation, cellular component: membrane. NCBI's taxonomy places the organism in Eukaryota, Viridiplantae, Streptophyta, Magnoliopsida, Poales, Poaceae. Gene Ontology annotation, molecular function: monoatomic cation transmembrane transporter activity. The transcript is spliced from 3 exons.
GGCAAACUGAAUAAUUUGACAUUUGUUGUAGGGGAUAAUAGUCUUCGCAUCAGUAAUGGGCACACUUGGCUUCCAAGUGCUGAUCGAAUCAGGUCGCCAGCUGAUCACGCAGGAGCACGCGAAUUUCCAGCGCAAGCAGGAGCUCUGGAUGGUCGGCAGCAUGUCCUCCGUCGCGGUCGUGAAGUUCUUCCUCAUGCUCUACUGCCGGACGUUCAAGAACGAGAUCGUGAGGGCCUACGCCCAGGACCACUUCUUCGACGUGAUCACCAACUCGGUCGGCCUGGUCGCGGCGCUGCUCGCCGUCCGGUACAAAUGGUGGAUGGAUCCAGUUGGUGCCAUACUGAUCGCGCUGUACACGAUCACGACGUGGGCGCGGACGGUGCUGGAGAACGUGGGCACGCUGAUCGGCAGGUCGGCGCCGGCGGAGUACCUGACGAAGCUGACGUACCUGAUCUGGAACCACCACGAGGAGAUCCGGCACAUCGACACGGUGCGUGCCUACACCUUCGGCACCCACUACUUCGUGAAGGUGGACAUCGUGCUCCCGGGGGACAUGCCGCUCAGCCAGGCGCACGACAUCGGCGAGUCGCUGCAGGAGAAGCUGGAGCAGCUGCCGGAGGUCGAGCGCGCCUUCGUUCACGUCGACUUCGAGUUCACGCACCGGCCCGAGCACAAGGCCGAGGUCUGAUGGCUUGGCUAGUGGCUAGGCUACUUUCUUACUCAGAGCUCAGACCAGUUGUAGCAGAGCUGCUGAAGAUCUGAUGACACAAGUAUUUGUAAGACGAAAUGCAACAUCAUUUCUUGAGCCCUCAACUCUUAAAGGGCAUCUAGAUGUUUUUUUUUUUGCGAAAUAGGCAUUUUUGUCCUUGAACUUUCACCCAAGGCUCAAUUUGAUCCCUCAACUAUCAAAAUGACCAUUUUAAUCCUCAAA